CAGUAGUUUCUUUCUUUCCUAUCCACUCUGGUCUCUCCCCUCUGCCUGCCUGCCUUGCCAACCGAGUCAUUCGGUCUGACCUUCCCAGGCUCAUUUCAUCCAAAAGAAAAAAAAAAUCUACUCCAGAUUUCAGAAUGACCUCCAGCAUUAAGACCACUUCUUACAGUUUGAGGAGCUCUUCUGGCCCACGGAGCUUCAGCAGCAGCUCUUAUGCUGGACCAGGCGGUAUCACCUCCCGCAAGAGCUACAAUGUCAAGACUUCCUAUGGAGUCAGCAGGGGCUAUGGAGGAGCUGGCAUCACCAGUAGCUCUGCCUAUGGCCUGGGCUCAAGCAUGGGUGGUGUAGGAAUGGGUAUGGGUAUGGGUAUGGGUGGUGGCAUGGUUGCUCAGGCCCCCAUCACUGCUGUAACUGUGAACAAGAGUCUGCUGGCCCCCCUGAACCUCGAGAUUGACCCCACCAUCCAGGCCGUCCGCACCCAGGAGAAGGAGCAGAUCAAGAGUCUCAACAACCGCUUCGCUUCCUUCAUUGACAAGGUUCGCUUCCUGGAGCAGCAGAACAAAAUGCUGGAGACCAAGUGGAACCUGCUGCAGGGACAGACCACCACCCGCUCCAACAUUGACGCCAUGUUCGAGGCCUACAUCGCCAACCUACGCAGACAGCUGGACAGCCUGGGCAAUGACAAGAUGAAGCUGGAGGCUGACCUCCACAACAUGCAGGGCCUGGUGGAGGACUUCAAGAACAAGUAUGAAGAUGAGAUCAACAAGCGCACAGAGUGUGAGAAUGACUUCGUCCUCAUCAAGAAGGAUGUCGAUGAGGCCUACAUGAAUAAGGUUGAGCUGGAGGCCAAGCUUGAGAGUCUGACAGAUGAGAUCAACUUCCUCAGGUCGAUCUAUGAGGAGGAACUGCGUGAGCUCCAGAGCCAGAUCAAGGACACCUCAGUCAUUGUGGAGAUGGACAACAGCCGCAACCUGGACAUGGACGCCAUUGUGGCUGAAGUCAAGGCUCAGUACGAGGACAUCGCCAACCGCACCCGCUCCGAAGCAGAGACAUGGUACAAGACCAAGUUUGAGGAGAUGCAGACGUCCGCCAACAGAUAUGGAGAUGACCUGAGGGCAACCAGGUCAGAGAUCGCAGACCUCAACCGCAUGAUCCAGAGACUGACAUCAGAAAUUGAUGCUGUCAAGGGACAGCGUGCCAACUUGGAGGCCCAGAUCGCUGAGGCUGAGGAGCGUGGUGAAAUGGCAGUGAGGGACGCCAAGGCCCGCAUCAAGGACCUUGAAGACGCCCUGCAGAGAGCCAAACAGGACAUGGCCCGCCAGAUCAGAGAAUACCAGGACCUGAUGAACGUCAAGCUUGCUCUGGACAUUGAGAUCGCAACUUACAGGAAACUGCUGGAGGGAGAAGAGGACAGGCUGGCAAACGGCAUCAAAGCUAUCAACAUCUCCCAACAAAGUACAAGCUACAGCAGUUUCCCCGUGGACUCCAUGAAGAGCAGCUACUCCAGCAGCUACUCCAGUGGUUACAGCAGCGGAUAUGGUAGCGGAUAUGGCAGUGGCGUUGGUGGCUUCAGUGGCAGCAGUGCCGGCGGCUACGGCACCACCCAGAGCAAGAAGAAUGUUGUUAUCAAAAUGAUUGAGACCAAAGACGGCAGAGUGGUGUCUGAGUCCUCUGAGGUCAUUGAGGAUUGAGCUGUCUAGUUAGAGGUGUAGCUACCUGUCUGCUAUGAUCUCCUCUGCCUCUAUGGUAGUUUUAUACUCACAGUUCACCCUCCACCCAAACUAUUGUCAUAAACAAGUCUGAAGUAAAAUGUUUGCCAGCCACUCUCCAGUAGAGCCUAAAUAUUUUUAUGAAGAAGUAAAUGAACACUACCAAAGAUCUGAAAGGGACCAAAGAAUUUCUGAUCUGAUGCCUGAUGCCUUACUGUCUGUACUUAAAAAAAGAAGUUUUGUCUAAGAAAGUAAGAUUUAAAAAAAAAAAAAAAACGGGCAAAUUGCAAGAAACAUUUCCGCAAAAUCUAUGCAACAGCUAUUUCAUAGAUGACGAGCUGUUACCGUCAAAACUAUGUUGCAUCAAAUGGACAGUGGUGUUGUCAAAGGAAUGUGAAUGUACUGAAACAGUGCUUCAGUGUUGUUGGUCAACUAAUGUCUUAAAAUUGCCUGCUACAGUAGGUAGUGCAUGUCUUCCCUGUGCAGUAUCCUGUAACUGAGACUGUUCAACCCCUUAGGAGGCUGCCCAUAUCAUACUGUUGUCCUGAGGUGCUGUUUUUGCUACCAAACCAAAUAAAAAUGUGUUUACUGAAAAAAAA
Lates calcarifer (barramundi perch) is the source of this 2305-nucleotide messenger RNA. RefSeq names its product keratin, type II cytoskeletal 8. NCBI's taxonomy places the organism in Eukaryota, Metazoa, Chordata, Actinopteri, Centropomidae. Gene Ontology annotation, molecular function: structural constituent of skin epidermis. The record is from RefSeq and is a predicted model, not a curated record. Gene Ontology annotation, cellular component: keratin filament. The transcript has 8 exons. Gene Ontology annotation, biological process: keratinization; intermediate filament organization. Bases 135 to 1688 code for a protein of 517 amino acids.